UGGACUAUAUCGUGGAAUAUGACUAUGAUGCAGUGCAUGACGAUGAGUUAACAAUCCGAGUUGGGGAAAUCAUCAGGAAUGUGAAAAAACUGGAAGAAGAAGGAUGGUUAGAAGGGGAGCUAAAUGGCAAAAGGGGCAUGUUCCCUGACAAUUUUGUGAAGGAAGUAAAGAAGGAUGUAGAGCCCAAGGAUGAUGCCGUACCAGUCAGGAGGGAGAAGUCUGGCAAUGUAGCCAGUCUUGUGCAGCGUAUAAGCAGCUAUGGGCUUCCAGCAGGAGGAUUCCAGCCUCAUCCCCCAUCCAAAAGCUUCAAGAAGAGGUCCAGGAAGCGGCAGUGCAAAGUGCUCUUUGAAUAUGUUCCGCAGAACGAGGAUGAGCUGGAACUCAAGCCGGGGGAUGUGAUUGACAUCAGUGAAGAGGUAGAAGAAGGCUGGUGGAGUGGAACACUAAAUGGCAAGGCAGGGUUGUUUCCUUCAAACUUUGUGAAAGAAUUGGAAUUGACAGAUGAUGGAGAAACACAGGACACUCUGGAUGACACAGAGUCUGUUUUCAGUGGUCCUACCUCACCUGUGGUCUCUCCAGGAAAUGGGAGUGAACCUGGAUCUGGACCAGCACAGCCAAAGAAAAUCCGAGGUAUUGGCUUUGGAGAUAUUUUUAAAGAAGGCUCAGUGAAACUUAAGACAAGAUUAUCCAGUACUGAAUCAGAAGAUAAAAAACAAGAUAAGCCAUCGCCUAACCAUCCCCCUGGAACAAAGCUAAUUCAUUUUCCCAGUACAACAAAAACUGAAAACUCAUCAGAAGUAGUAAAAUCAGAAGCUGAAAGUAAACCAAAAGCCAAGGAAUAUUGCAGGACAAUAUUUUCCUAUGAAGGCUCAAAUGAUGAACUCAGCUUUAAAGAAGGCGAGAUCAUUCAAAUAAUCAGUAAGGACACUGGAGACCCAGGCUGGUGGAAAGGAGAACUCAAUGGUAAAGAAGGAGUCUUCCCAGAUAAUUUUGCUGUUCAAAUACAAGAGUCUGAUAAAGACUUUCCUAAACCAAAGAAACCUCCACCUCCAGUUAAAAAUCCAGCUCCAAAGCCUGAAUUGCCUACGGGAGAGAAGAAAUUCCCUUCUUUGAGGCCUGAAGAAAAAGAUGAAAAAGGAGCUUUGGAUCAGAAGCCUUUGAAGCCACAGGCUCCUCAAGUACCACCCAAGAAGCCUAUUCCUCCAAGCAAGACUAACAGCUUACUGAGAGCAGGGCUUCUGCACCCAAAACGUCCAGAUAAACCUGCUUUGCCAUCAUCUGUGUCCAGAUCUAAUGGAGAAAUUGUUUCUCUUCGACCAAAAUCUGAAGUUGAGCCAGUAGCAAAACCAAAGUUAGACUCUGAACUAUUACCACUUAGACCAAAAUCAGUAGAGGUAGAUUCACUUGUGCUAAAGAGCUCUAAAGAAUCAG
Antrostomus carolinensis (chuck-will's-widow) is the source of this 1431-nucleotide messenger RNA. It is a transcript of the gene CD2AP, whose product is annotated as CD2 associated protein. The transcript is spliced from 12 exons. Gene Ontology annotation, molecular function: protein binding. The record is from RefSeq and is a predicted model, not a curated record. Gene Ontology annotation, biological process: actin filament organization; cell migration. The annotation marks the transcript as partial. Lineage: Eukaryota; Metazoa; Chordata; Aves; Caprimulgiformes; Caprimulgidae.